Molecule: messenger RNA, 2100 nt
Organism: Tilletiaria anomala UBC 951
Lineage: Eukaryota; Fungi; Basidiomycota; Exobasidiomycetes; Georgefischeriales; Tilletiariaceae
Exons: 1
Coding region: 124-2070 (648 amino acids)
Biological process (GO): mitochondrial translation
Cellular component (GO): ribosome; mitochondrial large ribosomal subunit
Molecular function (GO): structural constituent of ribosome
Source: RefSeq, a predicted model, not a curated record
UCUCAGCCGGCGUGUUCAAUCCAGCUCGACCAUCCCAUUCACUGUCCACAGCAUAUUGGUCGGCGCAGUGAAGGCUUAUCUCAUCAGCGGUUCUUCUCCAAGAGUACACAUAGUGCCGCCGAGAUGGCUUCCUGUGGCAGAGCUAUUGCCCGCUCGAUCGGCGCAGCUCGAAGGCCACCCGGAAGCUUCCGGUCCUUAGUCACUGACUUUGAUGGUGCGGACAUCUUCGCGACCAGCAACAAAGCAAAUGCGAGCAUUUCCCGCAAGCCUGUCGCUAGAAACUUCGUAUCAUCAUCUUCGCAGCGGACUCCAGAUGCCACCACAAUGGUGACGACGCCGAGUCCUGCAGCGCCUGCACCCCAGCCAGCGCUAGCAUCAACGUCUGCGCCGUCGCCAGACAACUCUAGCCGAGUCGUCACCAAAGAUGAACUGAGCAAAGCUCGUCUUCUGAUGCGAUGGUCCUGGUUUCCAAAAGCUUCGCAGCAAUUCGCAGUGCUGCGAACAAUCGUCAAGGGAGCAGAUCCUUCAUCGACCAUCUUGCUACCACAGAGCCCUCCUGCCUGGCUGGGUGCAACAUUCGCCAGCGCCAAGCACUUUCGCACCGCCCGCUCGCGACUCUGGGAGCCUACGGCAGAGGAGCUGGCGGCAUUUCUCAACAAGCAACCCGGAGAAGUCGACUACGCCAGAUGGAUUGACAAUCAGCUCACGCGGCCAGCCUUUGCCGACCAAGGCGAAAUAGCCGCAGGUGAAGGCGGCUUGCCAACUCGCGAGACCAAGCUUGACUUUAUCCUCAAGCCUGUGUGGCAGAGCAUGACGGAGGAGCAACAGAGGCAAGCUCUUACCCGCGUCAAAUUCGAAUGCGCUCGAAGACUCGGAUGGCGCACGGGCUACAGCGCUGGCUUUCCUGUCCCUCAAACCGAUGUUGCCGAUAUUGAGCUAGCUGUCAUCGCAAAUCAAAUCCAAGAGACGGAGCAACAUUUGGCCAAGUCUGUGCGCACUGCUGCAGAUGCAGCCUCCGAUUCCGAGGGAGCUCCCACGGUACCAGCUCUAUCACCACGGCAAGAGGGCCACGCGGCCAAAGAGGAGGCUGAGUACCGUGCAGCACUAAUGCAACGUAAAGCGGCAUUGUUGAAGCGGCAAGCACGCUUGCAAAAUCUAAAGACCCUUGCUGAGGAUCGAUCUGCACGGCUAGCCGCCAUGGUCCCAGGCGCGCAGAUCACAGACGAGACAACCGCAGCGAUCAACAACACUUGGGCGCAGCUAUUGCAGCAAGAAAAUUCACUUGCGUGGGACGACUGGUGUGCCCUUUCGCACGCCGAGCGCGAGGCGGAAUUCAAAGCCGCGUGGAAGUUGCGCGAGCGCAGUCACGUGUACAUUGACGACUCUCCCUCCAGCUCAAUACUUAAUGGGCCUUUGCCGCGCUGGUACACCAAGCCACAGCGCGCCGGCCAGCUGCAGUUCCUACCCAAUCUAACCAUACGGCUCGUCAAGAACUACACGCCGACAGGAGAGCCGUACGACGCAUUCAAAGCGACUUUCCGCGUGCCACUGAACAUGCACAAGCACAUGUUGCGCAGCUACCUCCUCGCCAUCUACGGCCUGCGCACCACCUGGGCGCGCUCGUCUAUCUACCGCUCGGCGAUUACGCGUAAUCCGCGCCGCGGCAUGCGCAAGGAGCGCGGAUCCAGCAAGACAUAUAAGAAAGUCGAGCUGGGCCUCGUCGAGCCAUUCAUCUGGCCUGAGCCCGAGCUAACGUUCAAGACGGAGCGGCUGAUGAGCGAGGACAUGGAGUUCGAGCGGCAACGGAUGCACAUAAAGAUGACCAAGGCAAAGAGGUGGCGCGCAAAGAGACCCAGCGACCCCAUCAGCGUCACCCAGCCUGAUGGCACACGACACACCGUCAAGCCGCAGGUCAUCGCGCGCGCUAAGGGCAUUCCAACCGCCAGGCACUCGAGGAUCCUUGCGUUGCUGAGGAACAAGAAGAUCGACAGGGAGAACAUCAUCGCAGAGAAACUCGAGAGCUUGAAGAGCGCCGCAGCGUCUAGCUCUUCCGAAACGAGUGUAGUCUAACAUGCAGUUCAAUUCUAGUCUCAUGUAGAG